UAAUUACUGACCCUGUGCACGGCCCAAUAGUUUUAAAUCAUCGAUGAUAUUUUUUGGAACCGCAAACCAUCGAUACUAUCGAUCGAUAUUUUUCCACUUCAUAACGUGUUGAUUCCUCUUUAAAAACACUUAAAAAAUCAACAAAAGAUGACGAAGUUCCUAUCGUAUUUCAAUUUAUCAAGAAUCAACGAUUCGAAAGAUUUCCUCGGUAUAUCUCCGGACAUCAUAACAUCGAACAUUAUUGUCACAUUAAGCCGUAACAUUGUUAUUGUGGUGAAGAUUUCAUCACAGCAGCAAGUUUGUAGUUGGUCUACUCAAGAAAAAUUGUCAAAUAAAGUUAUAUAUGACAAUAAUAGUAACCAAUAUAUAGGCAUCUUUGGAAAUCGUUUUAUUCGUUGUUGGAAUGGAUUUACUGCUGAUAUAAACAGUGUUAAAAAAAUAAAGCUACAGAAAUCAGCAGUUGCCAUUGUACCUACAGAAACUGGUGCUAUAAUCCUAUAUGCUGAUGGCGAUUGGGAUAAAUUAUCUGAGGCACUUACUCCACGGAAAGAUUCUUCUGUAUCUACUGUUUUAGACGCCACUCAUUUAAACUACAGUAGUGUUAAAGAUGUCAAUGUAAAAGGUCUAUUUAAUGACACACAAGUCUUAACAUACUUUGUACAAGCGGAAGACAAUAAAAAAAUGCAUCUUGUGGUGUUACCAUUAAAGGUUGGAGGCCAACAAAAUAUUUUAAAAAUUACACGUAAGGACAUGACUGUUGAUUUAUCUGGAUAUGCCAUUGUUGAAGGGGAUAAUAAUUUUAUGCUGUUAACUAUAUGGUCAGACCAAAGGAUGUUUUUGCUAAACCUUGAUGAAAAUGUGGAAUCGGAAAAGUCACCUGGAAACUUUGUAUCAAUCCUUUCCACACUUAAAGUGGAUACUCCUUUAUCAAUUUUAGGAAUAGCGAAAAAUUGUGUAGCUAUUUAUGGAGCUAACAGUAAUCAAGAAGGUGCUUCAUUAAUUCUCUACAACACACAAUUUAAAGUUGCUAAAGCUCAACAAUUCUUCAAAGUAUUUUUUGACUGUUCUCGAAUUUGGAGCAUCGAUGAAAAUAUUAUAAUAGCUAUGGGACAAAAUUUAUCUGUGGUUACAUACCGGAUGUCUCAAGAACUUUUAAUAGAUCUACUAGGAACGUAUAGUGGUGAAAAUAACACAAGAAUGGAAGGUGAUCAUAUAAAUGAGGAGGAUUAUCAUCAAUCAUUUUGUUCAUUUAAAGAAAGUUCAUGUAUCUUCCGAAAAAAGGCUGUUAAUUUCAAAUGCGAUUCCACGGGUAAAGAUUUAAAAGAUCAUUUGAAAAUAUUGGAAAAAUUAGGAGACUAUUCUUGCCUAGGCGAAGAAAAUCAAACUUUUGUAAAAGUUGAUCAUGAAAAGUCAUUUUUAGAUGAUAUCAUCGCUGUAGUCGAAACACCUUUAGAUACACAGCUAAUAAAUAGAACACUUUUUGAAUUCUUCGCUCGCCAAUACGAAAACUGCGGAGCUACUGGACAAGAGAUGUCAGAGAAAUUACUGGUUUUGUUGUCAAAAUUAGAGUGCAGUUCUGAAAAUAUGAUCUUGUUGAGUCGGUUUUCGAGUGCGCCUGAAUCAAUACUUGCUAAAGUUUUUUUUUCCAUGGUGAUCAAAAGUGAUCCGAAAAUUUUAAAACACAAAUACUUUGCAAGAAACAUGCUGACUUCCUGUGGCACUAGAACAUUUCGAAAAACAGAACUAACCGAGCAAUUUCGAAGUGAUUUUGGCUCUUUUGGGCUAUUAUUUCUCCUUGAUUAUUUUUAUGAACUAUUAACCGAACCAUCGCCUAUGGAACCAUUUUGUACUGAAACGAGCUAUUUAAAAUUUGAAAUGCAAAUUAUUCGUUGGCUUGACGGGCUAUUACAUGCGUAUUUUCAACAUUUGGUGCUAUCGAAAGAUGUUCAAGUAAUAAAGACACUUUCGAAAUGGACAAUAUUAAUUUUGGCGUAUAGCAAUCAAAUAAAAAAGCUGGAAGAGCUGUUAUCACUACUGUAUAACCUUGUCCAAAAGGAGCAACUUACGGAGAGUUCAAACGCUUCUAUGUGGUAUUGUAUAGAAGAAUUAAGUUUUUGAAAAACAUAAUAUUAUAUAAGGCAAUAAAAUGAAUUUGGUAAUUUUAGUGUAUUUGAAAUUAGAAUAAAGGUUUGCUAGAGAAAAUAUAAGCAACAAGAAGAAUAACUGGAAUAAAGUACCAAGGUUAGUUUUGAAGCUGAGAAAUAAAUUAACUACGAGAAACAAUAAAGUCC
This is a messenger RNA of Rhagoletis zephyria (snowberry fruit fly), 2291 nucleotides long. RefSeq lists its product as uncharacterized. Gene Ontology annotation, biological process: maturation of SSU-rRNA. Lineage: Eukaryota; Metazoa; Arthropoda; Insecta; Diptera; Tephritidae. Gene Ontology annotation, cellular component: nucleolus; nucleus. Gene Ontology annotation, molecular function: RNA binding. The record is from RefSeq and is a predicted model, not a curated record.